This is a messenger RNA of Phaedon cochleariae (mustard beetle), 5592 nucleotides long. The record is from the annotation of a GenBank genome assembly. NCBI's taxonomy places the organism in Eukaryota, Metazoa, Arthropoda, Insecta, Coleoptera, Chrysomelidae.
GUUCGGAAAUUCUGGCAGCCAGCUCUGGCAGCCCACUUCACGUAGGUAACAUCAAACUACAUUCUGUAUUGUAGGCAUGUUUCCAACAGGUCAUGUCAUAUACAGAACUGGAACAUGGGUAUCAAGGUUUGUGUAAGGCAACCAGAGUAACCAGACCAACACACUUUUAUCUAGGAGCAGGCGACCUGGAACUAUGCGAUCCAAACGACGAAAGCUUGAGCCCUCAAGACAUGGAGGAAGAUGGGGGCAAAGUUGUGAUAGUGGGGGUGUGCGCUAUGGAGAAAAAAACGCAGAGCAAGCCAAUGAAGGAGAUUCUGACUAGGCUGCAGGAAUUCGAGUACAUAAAAGUGACAGUUUUUGAAGAGGAUGUGAUUUUACAUAAACCUGUUGAAGAUUGGCCAGUUUGCGACUGUCUAAUAUCAUUUCAUUCCAAAGGGUUUCCAUUAGACAAGGCAAUUCAGUAUUCUCAGUUGCACAAUCCUUAUGUGAUAAAUAAUUUGCAUAUGCAAUAUGACAUUCAAGAUAGAAGAAAGGUUUAUUCCACUCUGAAUGGCGAGGGUAUAGAAAUACCUAGAUAUGCUGUCUUGGAUAGGGAUAGUCCAGAUCCAAAAAAACAUGAAUUGGUAGAAUCUGAAGAUCAUGUGGAAGUAAAUGGAAUAAUUUUCAACAAGCCAUUUGUUGAAAAGCCAGUAUCUGCAGAAGAUCAUAACAUCUAUAUUUAUUAUCCAACAUCUGCUGGUGGUGGUAGCCAGAGAUUAUUCCGAAAGAUUGGCAGUAGAAGCAGUGUUUAUUCUCCUGAAUCGAGAGUAAGAAAAACAGGUAGUUUCAUCUAUGAAGAUUUCAUGCCAACAGAUGGAACAGAUGUGAAGGUCUACACUGUCGGUCCCGACUACGCUCACGCCGAAGCCCGUAAAUCGCCGGCGCUCGACGGCAAAGUGGAGAGGGACCGCGAGGGCAAGGAGAUCCGCUACCCGGUCAUCCUCAGCAACGCCGAGAAGCUGAUCUCGCGCAAGGUGUGCCUUGCCUUCAAGCAGGCCGUGUGCGGCUUCGACUUGCUGCGCGCCAACGGGAAGUCCUUCGUGUGCGACGUGAACGGAUUCAGUUUCGUCAAGAACUCCAACAAGUAUUAUGACGACUGUGCCAGAAUUUUGGGCAACAUGAUUCUGAGGGAACUGGCUCCUACCCUGCACAUCCCUUGGUCGGUUCCCUUCCAACUCGACGAUCCGCCCAUAGUUCCGACGACUUUCGGAAAAAUGAUGGAGUUGCGCUGCGUCGUAGCGGUGAUACGCCAUGGCGACAGAACGCCCAAGCAGAAGAUGAAAGUCGAAGUGAGGCAUCCCAAAUUUUUCGAAAUAUUUGAGAAAUAUGAUGGAUUCAAGCACGGACAUGUGAAACUGAAGAGACCCAAACAACUUCAAGAAAUACUCGACAUUGCCCGUUCACUUUUAACUGACAUCGAACACCAUGAAGCUGAGCCAGCAAUCGAGGAAAAACAGGGAAAAUUGGAGCAAUUGAAAGCAGUAUUAGAAAUGUACGGCCAUUUUUCGGGCAUUAACAGAAAAGUUCAAAUGAAGUAUCAGCCCAAAGGGAGGCCGAGAGGCUCAAGUUCUGAUGAUGUAGAUAAACCUGCUGAGCCUUCUUUGGUGCUGAUUCUGAAGUGGGGUGGCGAAUUGACACCCGCUGGUAGAAUUCAGGCAGAGGAAUUAGGGAGAAUUUUCCGAUGCAUGUAUCCCGGGGGACAAGGUAGACAUUUAGCCGGAGAAUACGCGGGGGCUCAAGGCUUAGGCCUCUUGAGACUCCACUCGACUUUCCGGCACGAUUUGAAAAUUUACGCCUCCGAUGAGGGCAGAGUGCAAAUGACAGCUGCGGCGUUCGCUAAAGGGUUGUUGGCCCUAGAGGGCGAACUGACCCCCAUCCUGGUGCAAAUGGUCAAAAGUGCGAAUACAAAUGGACUUUUGGAUAACGACUGUGAUAGUAGCAAGUAUCAAAAUAUGUGUAAAGCGCGCUUACACGAACUGAUGCAGAUAGAUCGAGAUUUCACUCCCGAAGAUAGGGAAAAAAUCAACCCCUGCGACUCGUCGAGCAUAGCGGACGCCCUGGACUUCGUGAAAAACCCCGUAAGAUGUUGUAGACACGUGCACGUGUUGAUUAAAGAUCUGAUGGAGAUCGUCCAGCUGAAGAAGGAAGAUCAGAAAACGAAAGACGCGAAUUUGUAUCACGGGGAGACUUGGGAACUGAUGGGGAGAAGGUGGGGAAAGAUCGAGAAGGAUUUUUUCACGAAAAAUAAAAAAUUCGAUAUCAGUAAAAUACCGGAUAUCUAUGAUUGCAUUAAAUACGAUUUGCAACACAAUCAACAUACAUUGCAGUACGAGCAGGCAGAAGAGCUGUAUACUUAUGCUAAGUAUUUGGCAGACAUAGUUAUUCCCCAGAAAAAGGAAUACGGUCUGAACACCCAGGAGAAACUGACGAUCGGCCAAGGCAUUUGCACGCCUCUGCUGAAGAAGAUCAAGGCCGACUUGCAACGGAACAUCGAAGAGUCCGACGAAGAGACCGUCAACAGACUGAACCCGAGAUACUCGCACGGAGUGUCAAGCCCCGGUCGGCAUGUCAGAACCAGGUUGUACUUCACCAGCGAGAGCCACAUACAUUCGUUGAUCACCGUUCUGAGGCACGGAGGAUUAUUGGACGUCAAGAAGGACGAGCAAUGGCGGCGAGCGAUGGAGUACGUGUCCAUGGUGUCGGAGCUGAACUACAUGUCGCAGAUCGUGAUCAUGCUGUACGAGGACCCGACCAAGGACCCGAGCAGCGAGGAGCGCUUUCACAUCGAGCUGCAUUUCAGCCCUGGCGUAAAUUGUUGCGUGCAGAAAAACCUGCCGCCCGGACCUGGCUUCCGGCCACAUUCCCGGAACGAGUCUGCCGCCAGCAAAAAUUCCAGUCUGAAUACAUCUGCCACUGCCACUCCCGAGGACGCGAAAAGCCGAUGUUCGCCGAGGAUAGACGAGGAGGUGGAGUUAGCGAUGGAUGAGGACAAGGAGGCGUCGUCGUGUCCUGUCAUGGUUAGGGACUCCUCGCCGAUGAACAUGGCCGACUUCACGCCGCCAGACUCGCCCGAACUGCCUUACAGGAACCACACGAAGUCGGAUCCGAUACCAAUUGGAAGUUCCCAUACUGUUAGUGGGCAUGAAGCAUCUCACCUUGCUAAGAGACUCAACGAAGAACUUGCAAACCAAGCUGCCCAACAGAACAACAAAAGUUACGGGUCGAAUCGAUCGACUAGCCCAGAACCUGAACAAAGAUCUAGGAGCUAUGAUCACAAGAGUCCACAAAAAGGAAAGCCUGAAAAGUUACAUCAAAGUUUGGACGCGGUUAAUAACCAAGAGGCCGGGCAUGCGGUCGCGAAGCGCCAUCGUCACAGCAUUGCCGGGCAGAUGAGCUACUUCAAGAUGCUGGGGUUCGGCUGCGGCGGCCCAAUGGGGAUCAAGAAGAUGGUUGGCAACAGCGCCAAUUCGCUGUUCUCGACGGCGGUGAUCAGUGGAAGUUCGAGCGCGCCGAAUCUGAGGGAUAUGAUAACGAGUUCGAAUAGUGCGACAGCCAUAGACGGUUUCGGAGGAGUACCAGCAAUAAGACCUUUGGAAACGCUGCAUAACGCUUUAUCUUUGAAGCAAAUCGAUACGUUCUUGGAUAAAAUGACAUCGGCUCCACUGUAUCGAACUCCGUCAGACACUCCUCCGAGGUACCCUUCAACACCGUUGCCAACACCAACCAAUGGGACAAUAUUGUCGACAGGUUCGAUGUUGGGAAAAUCCAGGCCGCUCAAGUUACAAUCACCGUCUAAUAGUUUUGGUUGGAGCGGCCCCCCUAGUUUGAUGUCCAGCAGUGGUCCCUCGUCUCCGGGGUUCUCCGAAAGCAACUCCAAAGGGGAAAGCAGCAGCGACAUGUCAUCAAGCCUCAUAAGCGGCGACGGCUUGACAGUAGACAAUAUCAAUAAAAUAUUCCCAACUACUCCAGGCCUGGAUCAAGACCUGGGCAGUGUUGUUAUGCUUUUGGAUUCUUUUGAUAGAGACAUGUCAGAGUCCAUGGAAUUUACUGAUUAUUAUUCUUCUUCCACGAAGCCAAAAGGUUCUGAGAGUGGGGAAAUCACUCCAGUGUCAGGUUCCGAAGUGGAUUUCAAUACGAACGAUGCCACAGCCGGAUCCAGCGCGGAUUGCGACGUCACAAUGACCGAAGACAUGGACACGUCGUACGUCGCGCCUGAAGAUGACAGCGUAGAUCCUGACGAAACGGUGACCAACGCCAAACUGAGCGCUUUCUCCAGUAUUUUCGGCACACAGCGUAGUGCCGUCACCCUGGAUAACAAUUUGUUCCAGCCACUUCCCGUCCAGAGAAUCAUUUCUCCAACGAGCACAAACGUUAAUCUUUGUACAAAUGUUUUGUCUUCGAAUUCCGAUAGCUUAAGGCACGUGGAGAAUACAGAAAGGACCCAACCAGCUGUUAAUAUGACAGUUAACGAAUUCAAUGAGAAAGACUUGAAAAAUAUUAUAAAGAAAGCGAAUAUAUUCGAAAAAGAAAUUGCCAGUUCCAGUGUUAACCUGAGUAAUCCGAGCAUGGACAAGUGGUCUACUAAUAAAGAGAAGUUCCUGGAAAAUAAAACCUUCACCAAAACGGACAAUAUCGAUUUCGGCAAAAACUUGAACACGAACUUUGAGAAAAAAGUGGAAAAAGAAAACGAGUUGACGAAAAUCAAACCUGGGAGCAUCCUGGUCAGAGAAGGUUUCAUCGAGCCACCGAGGAUAUCCAGGAUUUCGAGGAGUUUCCAUGGGAAAUCUAACGCCGAGAGUGGGUCGAUGGAUAUCCUGAGUAGCCCUAGGAGGGCUAGUGACGGUCCGGUUGCUAAACUGAACAUUCCGUCAAAUUUCCACGAGCCUAACGCUCAUACGGGCGCCAGACCUAAAAGCAACGUUGAGAAACUGGCUUAUUCGAGUAAACCUCAAUUGAUGACGCAGUUGUCACAGCCUGGCCCGAGCACGUUACUGUCACCGGGGUCUCAGCCCAGGAAAUCGUCUCUUUUAGAAUCGGUGUCAAAACCUCAACGAUUCACUACGAUAAGAGUAGACGAGGCGGAACACGCUGCUUCAGUUGCAUCGAAUGUUCCACCUAAUGAGACCAAUGAACUACCGAGUAGUUGUGAGACCGUGGAGCAUGUUCCUAAUAACAGUUCAUUUUUUAUAUGCAGAAGCAACAGCAAGAAGAGGAAUAGUAGCGAUAACAGCGAACGCGUAAGACUAACUAGAAAUAAUUCUGAUAAAUCGUCGACUUCAUAGGAAUUUGGUACUGGCAAGAAAUUAUUGAUAUUUAUUCCAGUACAUUUUUGUACAAUCAAUCAUUCAUCUACUUACUUUAGAGUUAGUAUUUUAUUCCAUAUACAUGAACAAAACAUGUUUUCUUCAUAUAUUUUUUAUUUAAAAUGUUUUAAUAAUCAGUCUUGCAUAUUCUAUAUUAAUUUACAGAUAUAAAGAUGGUUUGUAUGGUAUACCAAUGAUUGAAAAAUAAACGUCAUAUUAUGACAUUCCUCCAAAUGCUGUAAUUACUUAU